UAUAAAGGGUGCAAAAUCAAGACAUCAACAACUCCACCAACACUUCUUCAAACGAAUAACUUCAAAAGAAUUCCGCAAAUUGCUAUGAGCCAAGAAACUACCGAGAAAGACUAGGGCUUCUCAUUCAAACUCCAAACCCUAUCGCUUUGCAUUCGCCAUUUCUUUAUAUCAUCGCCAGCUUCAUUUCCGGAUCUUGAAUUCCAACAAAUCUCAGAUCUUUCCCCAGGAAAUAGAAAGGAAAUGAGGCGAAGCCAAGAGACCCAUCAGCUUAAAACAAUGCCGAGGAACGUCCACCGCCAUGAACGGCCUCCUCCUCCUCCUCAGAAGUCGCUCCAGAUCAAGCAAGAAGACAAGUUCUUCUCCAAGCUCCUGUCGAGAGAGAGCUCCAGAGUGAACUCGUCUUCCAGAGUGUUCUACUACGGAGGAGCUCCCCGGGCAGUGCCAUUCCAGUGGGAGUCGCAGCCCGGGACUCCAAUCCGCGACUUCGCGACGUCGUCGCACGCCGCCUCGUCCUUUCCUCCUCUCACGCCGCCUCCCUCGUACUACUCGAAGUUGAAGUCAAGGAGGUUCAUGCAGAGCAAGAACGUUGACGGUCGCUCCAAGCCCAAGAAGGUUUCGACGAUGAGCAACAUGUUCUCGAAGAUCAAUCACAGCACGAAGAAGCCGCGCCAGGUCUCGCAGUCGCCGUCGGUAUCGUCGACGUCUUCCUCAUCCACGUGGUCCAUGACGUCGUUUUCUUCGCCAUCGGUGGCCUCGGCUUCUUCUUCGAUGGAGUCCAAGUUUAACAGGCGAGACUUGUCCGGCGCUAGGUCCUCCCUGGUGCAUUUCGGGUUGGAGGACGCGAAGGACGACGGCAACAACGAAGAAGAGGGA
Molecule: messenger RNA, 873 nt
Organism: Rhodamnia argentea
Lineage: Eukaryota; Viridiplantae; Streptophyta; Magnoliopsida; Myrtales; Myrtaceae
Product: YLP motif-containing protein 1-like
Exons: 1
Source: RefSeq, a predicted model, not a curated record